This is a messenger RNA of Lytechinus variegatus (green sea urchin), 2899 nucleotides long. RefSeq names its product glucose-6-phosphate exchanger SLC37A2-like. The coding region runs from base 105 to 1742 and encodes 545 amino acids. Gene Ontology annotation, cellular component: endoplasmic reticulum membrane. Gene Ontology annotation, molecular function: glucose 6-phosphate:phosphate antiporter activity. The record is from RefSeq and is a predicted model, not a curated record. Lineage: Eukaryota; Metazoa; Echinodermata; Echinoidea; Temnopleuroida; Toxopneustidae. Gene Ontology annotation, biological process: glucose-6-phosphate transport; phosphate ion transmembrane transport. The transcript is spliced from 17 exons.
GCCGGCUAGCCGACGGUGAGAGCUCUAUGAAAGCGUUACAGUCGGGAGAAAGUAGGCCUCAUCAGUUCGUCAGAAAAUCUGACGAAAUUGCUUCUUGACGGGAAAUGGCACGUACUCCAUUAGGUUACCAUCUUGUAAAGCAUUUACCCAAAUGUGGAAAUAGGGAUAUCUGGUACAAGGGUUAUAUCCUGAUCCUGACAUUCCUAGCAUACACUACAUAUCAUCUAUCAAGGAAACCUAUUGGAGUUGUUAAGGGUGUCUUGCAUUCUAAUUGCUCCAAGUAUGAUGGCGAUGAUAGUAAUAUACCAUUCUUUCCUGUCUUUGAGAGUAAUACAACUGAUACAUGCUGGUGCUGCUGGUCACCUUUUGAUGGCGGUGAUGCAAACGUUCUGCUUGGUAGCCUGGACUAUGCCUACCUGUUUGCAUAUGCCCUAGGCAUGUUUGCAAGUGGUCACAUCGGUGAACGUAUGGAUCUCCGUUACUUUCUAUCUUUUGGGAUGAUCAUGUCAGGAUUCUGGACAGCGAUGGUCGGCAUGGCAUAUUUCUGGAAGAUCCAUACCUUCUCUUAUUUCAUUAUAAUGCAGAUAGUAGGUGGUCUGUUCCAGGCUACAGGAUGGCCUAGUGUAGUCGCAAUAGUAGCUAACUGGUUUGGAAAAGGAAGGAGAGGAUUGAUAAUGGGUGUAUGGAACACACAUACUAGCCUUGGUAAUAUCUUAGGAUCAUUAGUAGCAGGAAUCUUUGUAGACCGUGCAUGGGGAUGGUCAUUCAUUGUUCCAGGUUUCAUUAUUGCAGGGAUGGGUGUCAUUAUAUUCAUCUUCCUUAUAGUCUAUCCAUCUGAUAUUGACUGUAAACCACCUAAUAGAGUUCCAUCAUCUGAUACUAAUGAGUAUGCUGAAGACAGAGAGACAUUUCUCAAUACACCAAGAGAAGAACAAACAAACCCUGAUGAUAUCAAGGCUAUUACAUUAUGGGGAGCUUUGAAAAUACCAGGUGUGGUUGAGUUCUCAUUAUGUCUAUUCUUCGCCAAACUAGUCAGUUAUACAUUCCUUUAUUGGUUACCUGCAUACAUUCAUUCAACAUCCCAUGUAAGUGAUGAGAGAGCAGCUGACUUAUCAACUCUAUUUGAUGCUGGUGGGAUCCUGGGUGGAAUAUUAGCUGGUUUCCUAUCAGACAUGGCUGAUUGCAGUGCUACAGUAUCUUUUGUCAGUUUAAUUAUAGCUGCACCUUUAGUUUAUUUAUAUAAUGCAUAUGGAUAUAUAAGUUUUACCAUCAGUAUAACACUAAUGAUGAUAACAGGGUUCUUUGUAAAUGGUCCAUAUGCUCUGAUAACUACAGCAGUAUCCGCUGAUCUGGGUACACAUCCAUCUUUAAAAGGCAAUGCAAAAGCAUUGGCAACAGUGUCAGCUAUCAUUGAUGGUACUGGGACGAUAGGGGCAGCUGUAGGCCCCCUUCUCACUGGGGUUUUAAACCCUAAUAAUGAUUCAAAUGGCUGGUAUAGGGUCUUUCUUAUGUUGUCUGCUGCAGAAAUUAUAGGUGCCUUGCUGAUGGUUCGGCAGGUGGUUAAAGAAAUCCGGAAAUGGUGUAGGAAAUCUACUGUGUAUCAGCCGCUGAAUACUGCCCCCAAUGAUAUCGAUGGUCCUUCGAUGCAACUAGAGGAAUCAGGACGGAAGACUCCGCCCCUCUCAUACUCCACAUUUCCCUCUCAAACAGGAAUAGCGCCCUCAAUGCCGAGACCCAGUUAGGCCCUGAUUUUAGUCCCACAGAGGACUUAAAGUGAGAUUCACUUAUCACAUGAUGAUGAUUGACACCAUUGAUCUUACAUUGCACUCUAGAAUACCUGACACGUAUAACCAACAUGGAUGCUGCCAUAUUACUCAUCCCACUCCACCAUGAUUUUAAAACUUACAUUUUUUUAUUUUCAAACCAAUAUUCCAUGAGACUGGUGACCACAAAUUUAUAGGAGUACUUGGAAACAAGGCUAAAUAAAUGUUGCAUGUUAUUAUUAUUGUAGGGGUUGGUAUAGUAGAAUACUAGUCUUAAAAUGAUUCAGUACUCAAACUUUUUAAUUUGAAUCUAUUUUGUUGAUGUACAGAUAGUAAUUGUAUGACAUCAGGUAGUACCUAAAUCAGUGGUAUUAUGGUAAACACUUGUCAUAUCUGGUAUUAUAUUCUACUAUAUAUUUAUGUUUGCUGGAGUAGACUCUUUUAUGAUCAACAAUGGUAAUAUUAAACCAAUAAAGACCGUAGCCUACUGUGUUUUGUCUGUCCAUAAAUAAGCAUAAGGCAUGAGAUAAUAUGCACAUGGAUUAUAACGAGUCAAUUCAUUUCAUAACAAAAUUCAUAGUAUUUUUAAUAAUUUUUUUAAAUAUUAUUUCAUAAAAAAUUAGUAUUUUAUUAAGUCAUUGUUAUGUUAUAUCAAUAUUAUUUUUAUCAUCAAAUGUUUUAUUGGUUUUAUGUUAAAAGCAGAGUGUUAUUUAGUAUGGUGCAAUGAUAACUAAUAAUAUAUAUUGUCAUACUUGGUGAUCUAGCCUAUGAAUGUCAGUCUAUGGCAAUUCGUAGCUAACUAUGACUAGCCACCCUUUUUAACGGUUAAAAAUCGUAAUUUGAAUGAUGAUUCCAAUGAAAAAUAUGGUUUAUGACAAAUUUUUAGCAUGCGUGAAACCAAGCUAAAACAUGAUUAGAAUCAAAAACACUAAUCACAGUCACAAAUUCAAAUUCUACUCCAGGGGUUCAUUCCAGUUCCAUUCCAUUCAAAUCACAGUUGUCGAGUGAGCAUGAGAAAAGUCUGAAAACCAAUUGCAAUCAUCUUUACAAUGAUGAUUCAAGAUUCACAUGUGAAAAGGCACUAAGUAUGUUUCAUUAAUUCUGUUCUUGAAAUAAAAAAAAAUUGAUUUUCCUUA